Molecule: messenger RNA, 7901 nt
Organism: Dermacentor silvarum
Lineage: Eukaryota; Metazoa; Arthropoda; Arachnida; Ixodida; Ixodidae
Gene: zip
Product: myosin heavy chain, non-muscle-like
Cellular component (GO): myosin complex
Molecular function (GO): actin filament binding; ATP binding; cytoskeletal motor activity
Source: RefSeq, a predicted model, not a curated record
CUGCUUGUGGCGUGCGUGCGUGCGUUUGUGCGCUGCCCGAGGAACUCUCGGCGAGUGAGCGGCGGCGGCGGUUGACUCGCUGUGCGUGUGUGAGUGUGUGUGCGCGCCGCCCGUGUGACAGCCGUGCUACUUUAGCGGUGCCGGGCAUGUCACGUUGGUUUUGAACCCCUCCCGCGACCGAGACAGCAGUUAAGUGUGCGCGUUUGGUCCGGUGACGCGUCCCACCCGGCUGGAUUUACAUGUCGCCGGUCCGGCAGUGAAUCGCACGCCUCGCCGCCACCCCCCCAACAAACACCGCCUUGCGGGAAAGACAGCGUCCGCUCUUGUAGCCGGUCUCCUGCCAGGGCCAGCGGCAGCCAACAUGGCGGACCCCGCCGAACUGGAUGCGUUCAACAGUCCGGAGUUGAAGUACCUGGUGGUGGACAAGAGCGACGUGUACGACCCGACCAAGCAGGCGGAAUGGACGGCCAAGAAGCUGAUCUGGGUGCCGCACGAGUCUCAGGGUUUCGUCGCCGCCAGCGUCAAGGGCGAGCGCGGCGACGAGCUCGAAGUCGAAGUGCUCGAGACGGGCAAGCGCUUUCUCGUGAGCAAGGACGACGUGCAAAAGAUGAACCCGCCGAAAUUCAACAAGGUGGAGGACAUGGCCGAGCUGACGUGCCUCAACGAGGCGUCAGUGCUGCACAACAUCAAGGACCGCUACUAUUCGGGCCUCAUUUACACGUACUCUGGCCUGUUCUGCGUGGUCGUCAACCCAUACAAGAAGCUGCCUAUCUACACCGACAAAGUAAUAGAGUUAUUUAAGGGCAAGAAACGCCAUGAAGUGCCUCCCCACAUUUUCGCCGUUACCGAUGGUUCCUACCGUAGCAUGUUGCAAGAUCGAGAGGACCAGUCAAUUCUAUGCACGGGCGAGUCCGGAGCUGGCAAGACUGAGAACACGAAGAAAGUCAUCCAGUACCUGGCAUACGUUGCGUCUUCCAAGCCGCGGUCAUCGACGUCAUCCGCCAUCCACUCGGAGUCCGGCACCGCGCCUCACAACUACCAACCACCAGUGUUCAACAUGGGCGAGCUCGAGCAGCAACUGCUUCAAGCAAACCCAAUCCUCGAGGCCUUCGGAAACGCCAAGACAGUCAAGAACGACAACUCUUCCAGAUUCGGCAAGUUUAUCAGGAUAAACUUUGAUGCAUCUGGAUUCAUUGCUGGUGCCAACAUUGAGACCUACCUGCUGGAAAAGUCGCGCGCCAUCCGGCAAGCAAGAGACGAACGGUGUUUCCACGUGUUCUAUCAGCUCCUGCACGGAGCCACGCCCGAGCAAAAGAAGGAGUACCUGCUGGAGGAUGCCAAGAGCUACACGUUCUUGACCCAUGGUCACGUGCCUGUUCCUGGAGUGGACGACGCUCAAGAAUUCCGCAAUACAGUCAAAGCCAUGACAAUCAUGGGGCUCAACCAGGAGGACCUCAACUGCAUAUUCCGGGUGGUGUCGGCGGUGCUUCUCUUCGGCAACAUGGAGUUUCGGCAGGAGCGCAAUUCGGACCAGGCGACAUUGCCGGACAACACAGUGGCGCAGAAAGUGAGCCACUUGCUGGGCCUCAACGUGACGGAGAUGACCAAGGCCUUCCUGAGGCCGAGGCUCAAGGUGGGCCGCGACCACGUCACCAAGGCACAGACCAAGGAGCAGGUGGAGUUUGCCGUCGAGGCGAUUGCCAAGGCAUGUUACGAGCGCAUGUUCCGCUGGCUGGUCAACCGCAUCAACCGGUCGCUGGACCGCACCAAGCGCCAGGGGGCUUCUUUCAUCGGCAUCCUCGACAUUGCCGGCUUCGAGAUCUUCGAGCUCAACUCGUUCGAGCAACUCUGCAUCAACUACACCAACGAGAAGCUGCAGCAGUUGUUCAACCACACCAUGUUCGUGCUGGAGCAGGAGGAGUACCGGCGCGAGGGCAUCGAGUGGAAGUUCAUCGACUUUGGGCUCGACCUGCAGCCCACCAUUGACCUGAUCGAGAAGCCCAUGGGCAUCCUGGCCCUGCUCGACGAGGAGUGCAUGUUCCCCAAGGCGACGGACAAAACAUUCACCGAGAAGCUGGUCACCUCGCACAACCAGCACCCCAAGUUCAUCAAGUCGGACUUCCGCGGCACGGCCGACUUCAGCAUCCUCCACUACGCGGGCAAGGUGGACUACCUGGCAAACCAGUGGCUGAUGAAGAACAUGGAUCCACUCAACGAGAAUGUUGUCUCUCUGCUGCAGAGCGCGCAGGAUCCUUUUAUUGUACAGAUCUGGAAGGACGCGGAAAUCGUAGGCAUGGGCACGGCCACCAUGGGCGACACCCAGUUCGGCGCCCGCACCCGCAAGGGCAUGUUCCGCACCGUCAGCCAGCUCUACAAGGACCAGCUGGCACGGCUCAUGGUGACCCUGCGCAACACCAACCCCAACUUCGUUCGCUGCAUUAUCCCCAACCACGAGAAGAAGGCUGGCAAGAUCGACGCCCCUCUUGUUCUCGACCAACUUCGGUGCAACGGUGUCCUUGAGGGCAUACGAAUCUGUCGACAAGGCUUCCCGAAUCGAAUCCCUUUCCAAGAGUUCCGGCAAAGGUACGAGCUGCUUACGCCAAACACUAUUCCAAAGGGCUUCAUGGAUGGCAAGCUGGCAUGCGAAAAGAUGAUCAUAGCACUAGACUUGGACCCGAACCUGUACCGAGUUGGGCAGAGCAAGAUAUUCUUCCGGGCUGGGGUGUUGGCUCAGCUGGAAGAGGAGAGGGACAUGAAGAUCUCCGACCUCAUCAUUCAGUUCCAGGCUUACUGCCGAGGGAACCUGGCGCGCCGCAACUACCAGAAGAGGAUGCAGCAGCUCAACGCCAUCCGCAUCAUCCAGAGGAAUUGUGCCUCUUACCUCAAGCUUCGCAACUGGGCUUGGUGGCGACUCUACACCAAGGUGAAGCCCCUGCUGCAGGUGACGAAGCAGGAGGAGAAGCUGAAUGCCAAGGAGGAUGAGCUGAAGGCCAUGCGUGACCGCAUGGACAAGAUGCAGUGUGAGCUCAAGGAGGCUGAGCGCUGCUUGCAGCAGGCGACAGAUGAGAAGGUGACGCUCCAGGAGCAGCUCCAGGCGGAGACGGAGCUGUGCGCGGAGGCGGAAGAGAUGCGGAUGCGCCUGGCAACCCGCAAGCAGGAGCUGGAGGAGGUCCUGCACGACUUGGAAGGGCGCGUGGAAGAAGAGGAAGAGCGCUGCCAGCAGCUUCUCCAGGACAAGAAGAAGCUCCAGGUCACCAUCCAGGACUUGGAGGAACAGUUGAGUGUGCACGGCCGUGCGCGGCAGAAGCUUCAGAUUGAGAAGUACACGCUGGAGGGCCGGCUGAAGAAGCUGGAGGAGGCGUACGCAGUCAUGGAGGACGGCAGCAGCAAGGCGGCCAAGGAGAAGAAGGCGCUGGAGGAGCGCCAGGCCGAGCUGGCACAGGCCCUGGCCGAGGAAGAGGAGAAGGCCAAACACCUGGGCAAGCUCAAGUCCAAGCAGGAGGCCGCCAUCGCCGACCUCGAGGAGAGGCUGCGGCGCGAGCAGCAGAUGCGUCAGGAGCUGGAGCGGGCCAAGCGUCGGCUGGAGACGGAGCUGAAUGACACACGCGAGCAGCUGGGUGAGAAGAAGGCUCAGGUGGAGGAGCUGCAGCAGCAGCUGCUCAAGCGGGACGAGGAGCUGGCGCAGGCCCUGCUGCGUUGCGACGAGGAGUCGGCCGCCAAGGGCCAGGCCCAGAAGGCCUUCCGCGAGCUCGAGGCGCAGCUCGCCGAGUUGCAGGAGGACCUCGACUCUGAAAAGGUGGCCCGCGCCAAGUCCGAGAAGCUCAAGCGGGACCUGAACGAGGAACUGGAGGCACUGAAGAAUGAGCUGCUGGACUCGCUGGACACGACGGCGGCCCAGCGGGAGCUGCAGAAGCAGCGCGAGCAGGAAGUGGUGGGCCUCAAGCGGUCGCUCGAGGAGGAGGCCCAGAGCCACGAGCUGCAGGUGGGCGAGAUCAGGCAGAAGCACGCCCAGGCGCUCGAGGAGCUCAACGACAACCUGGACAACCUCAAGAAGGCCAAGGCGACGCUCGAGAAGCAGAAGGCCAACCUGGAGGCCGAGAACGUGGACAUGGCCAACGAGAUCAAGGCCAUCAGCGCGGCCCGCCAGGACUCGGACCGGCGUCGCAAGGGCCUGGAGUUCCAGCUGCAGGAGCUGUCGGUGAAGCUUGCCGACCUGGAGCGGGCGCGCAGCGACGCCAUGGAGCGCUGCCAGCGCCUGCAGUCUGACCUUGACCAGGCGAACGGGGCGCUCGAGGAACUCGAGUCACGUGCCUCGCAGGCGGUCAAGAGUGCUCAGGCCUUUGAGACGCAGAACGCCGAAAUACAGGAGCUGCUCCAGGAAGAGACGAAGCAGAAGUUGGCACUGAGCUCUCGGCUGCGUCAGCUAGAGAGCGAUCGCACGACGCUGCAGGAGCAGCUGGACGAGGAAGAGGAGUCCAAGCGCAACCUGGAGAAGCAGAUCGGCACGCUCACCCAGCAGGUGGCCGACCUCAAGAAGAAGGCCGACGAGGAGGGUGAAGUGGCGGCCCAGGCCGAGGACGCGCGCAAGCGGCUCCAGAAGGACCUGGAGGCCCAGCAGCGCCAGAUCCAGGAGCUGCAGGCACUCAACGACAAGCUGGACAAGUCCAAGCGCAAGCUCCAGGCCGAGGUCGAGGACGUCACCGUCGAGCUGGAGAACCAGAGGGCCAAGCUUGCAGAACUGGAGAAGAAGCAGCGCAAGUUCGACCAGCUGCUGGCCGAGGAGAAGGCGGUGUCCGAGCGGCUGGCGGCCGAGCGGGACACGGCCGAGCGCGAGUGGCGCGAGAAGGAGACGCGCAUCCUGGCCCUGACGCGGGAGCUGGAGGAGCGCAAUGACAACCUGGAGGAACUGGAGCGGUCGCGCAAGCAGCUCCAGCUGGAGCUGGACGACCUCGUCAACUCGCAGGGCACGGCCGACAGAAACGUUCACGACCUGGAGAAGGCCAAGCGUUCCCUGGAGAACCAGCUAGCGGCACAGAAGACUCGGCUGGAGGAGCUGGAGGACGAGCUGCAGCUGGCCGAGGACGCCAAGCUGCGGCUGGAUGUGACCUUGCAGGCGCUCAAGGCCCAGCACGAGAGGGACCUCCAGGCCCGGGACGAGCAGGCCGAAGAGAAGCGGCGCGCCCUGGCCAAACAGGUCCGAGACUUGGAGGCCGAGCUGGACGAGGAGAGGAAGCAACGGUCGGCGGCCCUGACACUUCGCAAGAAGCUCGAAGCAGACCUCCAGGAGGCAGACCGGCAGUUGGACACAGUGAACAAGGCCAAGGAAGAGGCUGUGCGUCAGCUGAAGAGGCUACAGGGACAAGCCAAGGACUGGCAGCGGGAGGCCGAGGAGGCCCGAGGUUCGCGCGAGGAGCUGCAGGCGCAGGCCAAGGAGGCCGAGAAGCGGGCCAAGCUUUUGGAGGCCGAGCUGGCUCAGCUCCAGGAGGACCUGGCCGCAGCAGAGCGGUCGCGGCGUGCCGCCGAGGGCGAGCGGGACGAGCUGCAGGACGAGAUCGCCAGUGCGGCUGCCAAAGGGUCGCUGCUUCUGGAGGACAAGAGGAAACUGGAGGCUAAGAUGCACGCCAUGGAGGAAGAACUCGAGGAAGAACAGAGCAAUGGCGAAAUCCUCAGCGACAAGAUUCGCAAGGCCCAGGCGCAGGUGGACCAGCUGGCGGCCGACCUGGCGGCAGAGCGUGCCACCUCGCAGCGGCUGGAAAACAAUGCGCUGGUGCAGGAGAGGCAGACCAAGGAGCUGCGUGCCAAGCUGCAGGAAGUGGAGACGGCCUGCAAGUCCAAGCUGCGCACGGCCACCAGCCAGCUGGAGGGCCGCCUCUCCCAGGUCGAGGAGCAGCUCGACCUGGCCGAGCAAGAAAAGCAGGCGGCCAUGCGGACGAUCCGGAAGUUGGAGAAGCGCCUCAAGGAGUCCAUGAUGCAGGUUGAAGACGAACGGAGGCACGCCGACCAGUUCAAGGAACAGGGAGAGAAGACGAAUAACAGGAUGAAGAACCUGAAGCGGCAGCUCGACGAAGUCGAGGAGGAAUGCUCGCGGGAGAAGGCGCAGAGACGCAAGCUCCAGCGUGAGCUGGAAGAAGUGCUGGAGGCCAACGAGAAGCUCCAGAGUGACCUGAAUGCCGCGCGCAGCAAGCUGAGGCGGACUGGUGCUGCGACCGGUGGAUCAACGAGCCGAAUGUUCAAGCGGGGAUCUGUGCCAGGCGCCGCCGGCGACGACAGCCCGAUUUCCCUGCCCGAGGAAUCGUUGACGGAAGACGGACAGCCUUAGUGUGGACAAAAGCGGUCGCAGCAGUCCGCUCAUUAGCCGUGCAGUCGCCCCUUGCCAAACCAUGUUUCCGAAGAAACACCACAUGGCCCAGCGCGCUUUCGCCCUCCGUGACCCCACGAUUCUUCUUCACACUAUGCACAAUGCCCAAGGCAAUGGAUGAAAUCGUGCCCUUUUUUUUUUUUUAAUGGCUUUCUUUUUGACGGAUGCUUCAUAGGUAGAUCUUGCCAGCAUUGUCGCACUGUCGUGGCCUCGCAAUUUCUUUGGGGUCUCUCUUUUAUUUCUAGCACGGUGCCAGUGAAAUUGUCUCUGGGGCCUGGGAUACACACAGGAGAAACAUUCCCCGCCAAAUCUGGCCUGCUGUGAAUUAGACAAUCGCAGCGCAGCAGCACUGGGCUGCCCUCUGCCACGCUUCAUUGUCUGUCUGGCCACUCGUGACGUGCUCUGUUUUCUCUCAUGCUAAUGUAUGAAACUGCGGUGUCUUUUUCUGUAUUUUUUUUUAAUAGCUCUAAUAUUUAGCGUCACCAUCUAGACUUGAACAUGGACAUUAUCUGUUGUCCUGCCUCAUCUUGGCGUGCUUACAUUAUUAUUAUUAUGAAGGGGGCACCAGUGAAAUGACGCAAUCCUUCUCCGUUGCUGCAUCUUGUUUGUGGUUGUGCCAGUCGGUUUUGCCAUGGUCCACUUGGUUUAACACGCCGACACAGUCAUACGAGGAGGUGUGAAGUGACCUCUUAACGGUGUUAUCUCGAUUUUUUUUGUGUGUGUGUAUGUGUGUGCGUGUAAUAGUAACUCUGCCACAAUCUUUUUUUUUUCCUCUUUGUUGAACCAUUUGUUGCAUCGUUCGAUGCAUUUGGGGGCCUGUGACAUGCGCGUUUAUGUACUUCACGACAGCACAGCGAGAAAGAAGGGUUUCUUGCAAAGAAGCCUUUAUUCCUCACCUCUCGGAGAGGUGGUGUCGAGAAAAAAAGAAAGGCGAAUACCAGUGUGUGAUUGUGUGUGCGUGCAAGAUUGUGUACGUGUGUUCAGAGAGGAUGGUGCAUGUUUCUUUGGGCGAGACAUGUUCCUGCAAGGUCCUUCUUUGAAGGAAACGGUGAAGUCCCGUUUUGUUCUUUUGGUGCUCUGUCCGCAGAAGGGGGAAGUGCAGGAGACGUGCGACUGCAUCCCCCCCCCCCCCCCCCCCCGUUUGCGUUGCUGCAAUCGCCCCUUUUUCGUGCGGUGACAACAUCGCCCCCGAGUGUGGGGAAUCGUCGCCAGUGGGGGGAAAAAGAAAGAUGUUACGCGACUGUGUGACAAUGUUCGUUCUUGUACAAAAAAACAAACAAAAAAAAAACUGCGGUCUCUUGUCGUAUAGAAUGGAACGAAUUAACGUGGCUCAUGCGCUCUAGCAAUGCUGCACUUCCGAUGUGGACGCCUUUGAACAAGAACCUUAGGGCUUUUUUAACGAUUUUUUUUUUCUUGAAAGGGGGAACGCCUACCUUGAGAGCAGUUGUGAGGAAUGCUUCAGGUUUUGGCUGUCAAGUUAUUUUUGUAUCUUGAAUUGUUAUACUUUAAUAUUGCAACAAUAAAUGUGUCAAAUUAUUUGAAA